AUGUUGGGUCCACAUCUGUUACGUCGUCUUAAAGCUGAUGUCUUAAAGGGAAUGCCUUCUAAAAGUGAAUUUAUUGUUCGAGUUGAAUUGAGUCCAAUGCAGAAGAAAUAUUAUAAAUAUAUUUUAACAAGAAAUUUUGGAGCUUUAAAUACUCGUGGUUGUCAAGUAUCAUUAUUAAAUAUUAUGAUGGAUUUAAAGAAAUGUUGUAAUCAUCCUUAUCUUUUCCCCACUGCUUCAGCUGAUGCACCAAGAUUACCUAAUGGUGCAUAUGAAGGGACAGCUUUACGUAAAGCCUGUGGUAAAUUAGAACUGUUACAUCUGAUGUUAAAACAACUAAAAGACCAGGGACAUAGAGUUCUCAUCUUCUCACAGAUGACCAAAAUGUUGGAUAUUUUAGAAGAUUUCUGUGAAGCAGAAGGGUAUCAUUAUGAAAGAAUUGAUGGUGGUAUAACAGGAUCAUCUCGACAGGAUGCUAUUGAUAGAUUUAAUGUUGCUGGAGCUAAAGCCUUUAUUUUCUUGUUAUCAACAAGAGCUGGUGGAUUGGGUAUUAAUCUGGCAACAGCUGAUACUGUUAUUAUAUAUGAUUCAGAUUGGAAUCCUCAUAAUGACAUUCAGGCAUUCAGUCGAGCCCAUAGAAUUGGUCAAGCUAAUAAGGUUAUGAUAUUCCGAUUUGUAACCCGUGCUUCAGUAGAAGAGAGAAUUACACAAGUAGCUAAGAAGAAAAUGAUGUUGACACAUCUAGUAGUUAGACCUGGUUUAGGUAAUAAAGGUGGCGCUAUGUCUAAGAAAGAAUUAGAUGAUAUUUUAAAAUUUGGUACUGAAGAAUUAUUUAAAGAUGAACAAGGUUCAGAUCAGAGCAGUAUUGUGUAUGAUGAAGACUCAGUAUCUAAAUUAAUAGAUAGAUCACAAGUUGGUAUGGAAGAAAGAGAAAUGGCUAUGAAUGAAUAUUUGAGUUCAUUUAAAGUGGCUAGUUAUUCUGUAAAGGAAGGAGAGCAAGAAGUAAGCUUAGGUUUAGUUUUUCAUUAA
Messenger RNA from Lottia gigantea (owl limpet), 1026 nucleotides. RefSeq lists its product as hypothetical. The coding region runs from base 1 to 1026 and encodes 341 amino acids. Gene Ontology annotation, cellular component: nucleus; chromatin. Gene Ontology annotation, biological process: chromatin remodeling; negative regulation of transcription by RNA polymerase II. The record is from RefSeq and is a predicted model, not a curated record. Lineage: Eukaryota; Metazoa; Mollusca; Gastropoda; Lottiidae. The transcript is spliced from 7 exons. Gene Ontology annotation, molecular function: DNA binding; histone binding; chromatin binding.